AUAAUAGGCAACGAAAAAAAUGCUACAUAUACAAGAUAGGAUAUACUGGAGUUUUUGACAUCCUACAGGGAAUUACACACAAUUCUGCCAUAUAUUGGCUUCUACAGAGAGGUGGUAUUGUUUAUCAUCAUCUUAAUUUUGCAGAAAGAGAAGCCAUAAAUCUGAAUGUCAUCAUCCAGGCGCAAUCCAUUUCAUGAUAUAACCAAUGGGCUAAGUCAAGAUACUAAAGAAGUCAAAAGGCGGAGGGAAAGGGAUCGGUAUGCAAAUAAUAAAGAUGAAAUUUUAAAACGUCGACGCCAUUUACGGGAUCUCAAAAAAGAGUCAAUGGACGCUGCGAAUGUUGAAAACAUACCAUCUCAUACACAGGCAAAUGUUGGAAACUCUGGAAUCAUACAAUACAUGCCUUCUCAAGGUAUGCCGAUAGAUGUUCAGCAUAAUGCAUCUCACGUGGGCGGUGACGAUGAUUCCGAUUGGUUCCACAGAAAUGAUGCAUACCAGGUGCAACCAAAACCAGGAGGAACUACACAUAUUCUGAUUGCCCAGUCCAAUAAUGUUGCGACGGGUUCAGUCGUCCAAUUAUCAGGUGAUGAUGAUCUUGUUAGAUGUGAUGAAGGUGCUGGUCAGGGAGAUGCGUCGCCAAGGAAGGUUAAAGUGGUGUGGUGCAGUUGUUUGCGUAGAGCUAUGCGCGGCUGCAUACAUUGA
Messenger RNA from Lolium rigidum, 702 nucleotides. RefSeq lists its product as uncharacterized. Bases 166 to 702 code for a protein of 178 amino acids. Lineage: Eukaryota; Viridiplantae; Streptophyta; Magnoliopsida; Poales; Poaceae. The transcript is spliced from 4 exons. The record is from RefSeq and is a predicted model, not a curated record.